This is a messenger RNA of Oncorhynchus gorbuscha (pink salmon), 1890 nucleotides long. RefSeq lists its product as uncharacterized. Bases 136 to 1890 code for a protein of 584 amino acids. Gene Ontology annotation, cellular component: cilium. The transcript is spliced from 8 exons. NCBI's taxonomy places the organism in Eukaryota, Metazoa, Chordata, Actinopteri, Salmoniformes, Salmonidae. Gene Ontology annotation, biological process: cilium organization. The record is from RefSeq and is a predicted model, not a curated record.
CACUACAUAGUGAUGUAACCCGGUGGUACGAGACAUGCUUUUGGGAAUAAAAUAACUAACAUCGAGUAAUAUAAGACGACAACAACAACAACAACAACAGGAGAAGUAACAGGCUUGGACAGGAGGAACACAGAGAUGGCUGUGCUGUACCGUUCACCUUCACUGCAGAGCAGCGAGCUCCUGGCGCUGUACGGACGAGAAGCGGACCCUUACAGAGGAAGAGACCGGGGCCCUGGCUAUGAGGAGUAUGAUGUGGAUUCAGAGGGCAGCGAGGAGGAGAGAGACGACAUGCGGAGCGCUCUCUCUCUGGAGGAAGGAUACGGCGUGGAGAGAGGGGAGCGCUCAGGCCUGGGACGUGUCUACUUCUCCAAUCAGGACUACUACCAGAGGCUGGAGCAGCUGCAGAGAACCCACCUGAGGAACAUGGCUGAGCUGGAGAAGAUGUAUAUCUGUAAAAGGUCAAAGGUCAACAAGAAGGACGAUGAGGAGGAGUAUGAGGAGGACGAGUGUUUGGAGAGAGACGGCAGAGACAUACAGGAUCUCCAACCCAGUGUCACGUGGGAAAGCCAGAGCUCUGGCUCUAUGCCAGUGAGGCGACUGCAGAGAAUCCUUUCAGACGAGGAGCUGAACUUCCACGAGGAGACGUCAGGCGACGUGUCUGACCAAUCAGGAGACGGUGUUGACGUGUCUGACCAAUCAGGAGACGGUGUUGGUGGAGACGGAGAAGAGGAGGAUAACCAUUAUGAACUGCUGCUGGAAGAGAGAGAAGAGGACAGCCACAGCCCCAGGGCCUGGAGAAUGAAGGACAAACCCCUCAGGAACAGUCUCAGGGACAGUCAGUCCUGCUGUCCAGAGAGUGUGACCACCACCACCACCACCGCCCGUAAGCAGCCAUCAUCAUCAUCUAGGAGCCAGCUCCAGAUCCAGCUCCAGCUGAGAGGCUGCUGCCCCAAGAGCCAGGGCAGAAACCAGGGAGGAAACCUGAGCAACACAGGGAGGAGAACCAGAGGCGAGAGCUAUAGGGGGGAUGGAGGUCCUGAUAACUCCAGGGGGACUGUGACCGUCCCCGAGCCAUUCAGGAUGAUGGUGAGGGAGGAGGAGAAGAAGAGGAGGAAGGUCAGGACGCGUUCGGAGGUGGAGCUGGAGAACUUCCUGCUGCGCCGGGAGCUGGACGAGCUGAGGGAGUGUGGCAUGAAGUUCCGGGCCUCGCCGGCGCCCGCCCACACUCGCCUGCCGCUCUACGACGUCAUCAGCCGACGCCUCAGCCAGCGGCCUGGUUACCAUCCCGGUAACCACAGAGUUAACUUCGGUAAUUAUCAGUGUGUCACGGUCAGCGGUGGCAACCAGCGGGCCUCCUCCUGCUCACCCCAGAGACCCCACAGCGCCACCCACAGGCAGCAGAGCAAAGUGCAGCAGCAGCUGACGAGUCAGAAGAAAGUGAAGAAUAUGACCCACCAACACAGCACGCGAUCUACACCAGGCUUGCGGGCCGAGGGUCCAGGAGAGAAGAGGGGGGACACAGAGGAGGGCGAGGACCAGGGCCUAACGCUUGUGGAGAAAGAGAAGAGUUUUCGCCUAAAAAAGGAGGGACUCCCGUCCUACGACAGCAAUAGUUACUGGCGGUCUCAGAGCCGGAGCAGGCGUCCGUCGAUCAAGAUGGGGACGGGGGGACCUAGGAAGCAGCUUGAGCUCCAGAUAGACAUGGAGUCGGAGAGGAGGAAGGAUAGAGAGAGGGAGUUGUCUUACAUCGACCCACUCUGUACCCCUGGCAGCCCCAACAACCUAUGUUCGUCUCUCGUCAGUCAGGAGGACCUCCCUCUCCCAGCAGGCAAAACAGACUACAUCAGUGUGUGUAACAGCCGUGAUCAAGUCAUCGAAAGUGUUCUGUAA